This is a messenger RNA of Salvelinus fontinalis (brook trout), 2973 nucleotides long. RefSeq names its product serine protease 27-like. Gene Ontology annotation, molecular function: serine-type endopeptidase activity. The record is from RefSeq and is a predicted model, not a curated record. Bases 946 to 1860 code for a protein of 304 amino acids. The transcript has 4 exons. Gene Ontology annotation, biological process: proteolysis. NCBI's taxonomy places the organism in Eukaryota, Metazoa, Chordata, Actinopteri, Salmoniformes, Salmonidae.
ACCUCCAAUAACUGAUUUGAAUCCACUUUCUCUUUGACUGACUGAAUUGUAACUGACUGAAACCAUCUCUCAUCUUAAUGAGAUGUUAUGUUAUAUAUGUAGGGUGGGGCGACGCACAAUUGGCAUAGCGUCGUCCGGGUUAGGGAGGGUUUGGCCGGUAGGGAUAUCCUUGUCUCAGUAGGUAAAAUGUAAUAAAAAUGUAUGCACUCUACUGUAAGUCGCUCUGGAUAAGAGCGUCUGCUAAAUGACUAAAAUGUAAAUGUAAAUGUAGCCUGGAAAAUGCGUUAUCGUUAAGAGACGUUUUAGGUGGGUCUUAAAUGUCCUAACUUGCGCUGCCUGAAAUUGGCACUUUGGCAGAUGUUUUUAAGGACACACCUCAGACAUUGCCAUACCUCCCACCGCAGUGCAAACAAACUGAUGGUAUACAGGUAAAAAAUAAAAACGUCCUAAAAUAGCUCACACACUUCAAUUUAUAUUGCGUUAAUAUCACUGGAUAAGUAGUUAUUUUGGAACAGAACUGUUUUCAUCCGUUUUAUACUCGCAUUCCAUGCAUGGCUUCAAAGGACUUUCCGUAAAGCUUGUAUACACAUUUUAAGAUAAACACACAACCUCUUGAGGUAAGAAAACGAUUUAGAUUAGACUAAAAUUGCGGAACACUUUCCCUUUAAUCACUCAGCUCAGUGCGGAGUGGGGGUGGUAUAUAAAAUUAUUGAAUUGUUAUUAGAUAGUGGUUUCAUCUGUCCUAGUCUACAACGGUACCAUUCACUACAAGCAAAGCACCAGCCAUUGCAACUGCUUAACAUGAGUUUCUGACCUUGUAUUUUCAUCUAAAGUCAGCUUGGCUGAAAUCCAGGUGCAGAUAUCACACUAUAGGUUUCCAAUCAAAAUUAUUAUUCUAAUUCCUAUGGCAAAUGUGGAGUAUUUAUUUCCAAUAUUCUCUAUUUUAUGUCAGUGUGUGGCAUCACUCCUGUCAACAACAAAAUAGUGGGAGGUCAAGAUGCCCCUGCAGGAAGUUGGCCCUGGCAGGCAAGCCUCCAAGAAUCUGGCAGCCACGUUUGUGGUGGGUCCCUCGUCAACAAGGAGUGGGUGAUGUCUGCAGCCCACUGCUUCUCCAGCGCAAGCCCAAAUGGUUGGAGCAUUAUCCUUGGUCGACAGAACCAGCAGGGCAGUAACCCCAAUGAAGUGUCCACAACUGUGGAUGAGAUCAUUUUACAUCCAGCUUACGAUGGAAGCACACAUGACAACGACAUCGCUCUGCUCAAACUCUCCUCACCAGUUAACUUCACUGAUUACAUCUUUCCCGUCUGUCUGGCAGCAAGUGACAGUGUUUUCCACCAGGGCACUGAGAGCUGGGUGACUGGCUGGGGCAAUGCCAAUGAAGGAGAUCACCUACCCCCACCCCAGACUCUGCAAGAAGUGGAGGUUCCAGUUGUGGGGAACACACAGUGUGACUGCCUGAAUGGGGUCAGCUCAAUCACAGACAACAUGCUCUGUGCUGGUGUUCUGGAAGGGGGCAAGGACUCAUGUCAGGGUGACUCAGGAGGUCUAAUGGUGGUUGAACAGAACUCCGUCUGGGUCCAGUCUGGUGUUGUUAGUUGGGGUUAUGGCUGCGCUCGGCCUAAUCUCCCUGGGGUCUACACUAGAGUGUCCAGUUACCAGUCCUGGAUCAACUCCCAGAUCAGCACCGACCAGCCAGGCUUUGUGGAGUUUACAUCCAGUGGGGUAGAUGCUGACAGCAGUUAUAUCUGUCCUACUGUCGACCCCACUGACACAGAUUCAAUUUUUGAUAAUGGGAAGGGUUUGUUCGGCUCCCUUUAUAUGCUGAGUGCCUUGUUCAUUCUGUUUCUUACCAUUUUUUAAAUAAUUGAUUCCUACAAUCAAGGGCGGGGUUUUAUUGGCAGCCUGAGUCCAUGUACUAUUCGUUCGGGAGAUUUCUUUCAUAGUAAAGGCUGAUGUGCCCUGGGAAAACAAAAGUGGGGAAGGGGGUAGCCUAAUGCCUAAGGUUCUAUCCAGUGUAUGUGCAAUUACGUCUUUGAGUUACCCCAGAUCUGCUCCCCUUUUCCCUGGGCACAUCUUCCUGAGUGAGUGUUGUUUUCAAUGGGCCUUACUAUUGUAUUGAUUUAUUUGUGAAGAUGGAUAACUUGAAAUAUAUAUUUACCUAUUCAUUUAAGGGGCAAUAAGAGAUUCAAACAAACGCACACCCUGCUUUGGUAAACAGCUGAGGGAUAGGGCUGGAGAAAUGUAACUCAAAUUCAUACAGACCUUUAGGUGCAAGGAGUGACUGAUGGCUUUAACAAUGUUUUGUAAGGUUUACGAUGUUGCUUUACAAUGAUUUUGUUUACAGACAAUAGAGUAAAACAUGCUUAUAUUUUUGAUGAAGUUGCACUAAGCUCAUGAGGAAUUUUAAGUUGUAUUGUUCUAGAAUUAAUGGCUAUAUAUCUUUAAAGACGCACUCCAGAAUCCUUUUCAUUUUUCACGUGAAUUACUUAACAAAAUUCACAUCUCAGUAGGUGGUCCAGGUAUCCUCAUGACAUAGCAAAAGGGGGAGGCAGAUGACGUCCAGUAAACCCAUCAGACCAACUUAUUUAAUGGCCAACUCUCGAAGUUGCUGGAGAGUGUUUUUUAAUUUAAGUCUAAAAAUGGUUGUACCAUUCCCAGAUUGCCCUUUUAAUAUUUAACAAAUUACAUAUCCUUUUGCUUUGAAAGCUGUAUAACAAUGCAAAAUCAAAGAUCAUUAUGGCCUAGUGGUUAGUGGCGCAGCCCCCAGAGCACACGUUGUGUCGGCGUGGGUACUGCCUACAUGACACACAGUCGUCUCUUGUCUUUCAUGUCUCCUCUUUCUAUCUUUCCUAUCAAUAAAGCAUGGGUAACACUAUAUUUUAAUCAGGUUCACAUAUUAACCAACCAUGAAGGAGGCACUAUGUUACCGAAAUGUUGGUUAUGAUGUUUACCCAUUAAAUUGUUGGGCGCAUA